Cicer arietinum (chickpea) is the source of this 826-nucleotide messenger RNA. NCBI's taxonomy places the organism in Eukaryota, Viridiplantae, Streptophyta, Magnoliopsida, Fabales, Fabaceae. The record is from RefSeq and is a predicted model, not a curated record.
UAUGAUUGACGGUUAUAUGAUAUCUGCUUUUGCUGAGAGAUGGCACGCAGAGACUAAAUCAUUUCACCUGCCAUUCGGUGAAAUGACUAUUACUCUUGACGACGUCAGGGGUCUUUUGAGCAUCCCGUGUACUGGAGAGUUUUUCACACCUCCCGCAAAUGUCAAUGAAGAUUUGGCAAUUGCUGCUGCUGUUGAGUUGUUGGGGGUUACAUAUGAUGAAGCUGUCACUGAGACUAGGACCAAUAGAGGGGCUUCCUAUAGUUUUGAGUGGUUGAAAGAGGUAUUUUAUAAGAAACUUCAUGAAGGAAGAUAUGACUGUGCAGCUAGGGCAUAUCUACUUCAUUUGGUAGGAUGUACCAUUCUUGCGGAUAAAAGUUUUACACUUGUAUCUGCAAAAUAUCUCUUUCUGUUUCAAGAUCUGGAUAGUUGUGGUAAAUGGGCAUGGGGACCGGCUGCACUUGUUGUGCUAUAUGACUAUCUUAGAGACAGUACAUUGCCUGCAACCAAACAGAUUGGAGGAUAUUUGUCUUUAUUUCAGACUUGGAUUUAUGAACAUUUCCCCGAUAUUUGUAAACGGGGUAUGGAUGAGCAUAUUUCCUCGAUGCCACGGAUGUUUCGUUGGACGGCAAAACAAACAUCUGGGAAUGUGGCAUAUUACAGGGCAAAGUUGGAUGCUUUGAGGGAUACGGAUAUUAUCUGGGCACCAGAUUACGAUCAGAACGCUGUGACACGAUUUCAGUCUGAAUGGUCAUCCACUUCUCAUUACCUUGGUUUUCCAACUCAGUUACAAGUAAAGACUCUGUCACUUCUUGCAAACGUUCCUUGA